CUCAAAAGCCAAGUCCUCCUCGGCUCGCCGCUCGCGGCGCCUCCCUCUCCUUUUCCGUCUCCUACUCCACUCCAAUCCCUCUCCGGACUCGGUCUCUCUCCCCCACUCUUUUUCAGUUUUUCCCCACCAAACUCGCCUCGCCCUCCUCUCUUCCUUCUUCUUCUUCCUCCUCCGAGUACCAGAGCGCACGAAACCCCUCUCGAAUUCUCCGCUCUCCUCCCGCCGGUGACCCCAUCCGACCGAUCGCAAGCCAUGGCCGCCGCCGCCGCCGACUCCGCCGAUCCCGUCAUCACCACCGCCACCUGCGCGCACUGAGGAGCUAUGUAGCAAUCCCCUAGGACUUGGCUUUCUUCUUCUAUAGGGCAUUUUUUUUUCAGGCUAUGGUUUACAGCUACAGCUACUAUGGGAGAAGGCAGUGUUUAGGGUUCUUGGUUACCAAGCUGGUAUUUUUACUGUAUAAGUGACAUCUCUAGUCUGUACCUGAUAUCAUGGUUGCUUUGCAUUCUCAGUAAGGCCUUUGUCUAAUUCUCUAAUGAUCCGGGAAGGAAAACUGGAAAACCCCCUGACAGUCAAUUUCAUGUACAUCAGCCCGGCGAAAAAAAAAAAAAACGAUUACAUGUACAUUGGCCCGGGUGAAAAAAAAAACAAUUUGAUGUACAUUACUAAUUUUUGUAUAUGCGCACGCGUGUACAUAACUGGGCCAAUUUUUUAUCCAACUUGUGCUUGUUAACUUGUAGUAGUGUGUUUGACAUGGUGUUUGGAAGCAUUUUACCUGGAUGAUUGACAUGGUUCUCCUCAAAUUCUUCAGCCAUCGAGAAAUUCCAUCUCCAAACAUCGCGCUGCAUUCUGCACACUGCGCUCGCAACCUUCAAAAGUGUGAACAUUGUGGGUAUAUGGUUCCAAAGAAGCUAAUGGAUGAACACUAUGAUGAAAACCAUGCUCCAAUGAUUUGCUCACUUUGCCAAAAAACUGUACAACGUGAGCUAUGGGAUCUUCAUAAAGGCUUACAAUGCCCACAAAGGAUGCUUGCAUGCCAAUAUUGUGACUUUGAACUACCUGCAGCUGAUAUUUAUGAGCAUCAGGACGUGUGUGGGAAUCGAACAGAAUAUUGUCAGCCUUGCAGGAAGUAUGUCAGACUGCGGGAACAGAUUGGACACGACAUCCAGUUCCAUUCCCAACCCAUUGUUGCUUCAGAAUCUUCAAGUGACAGAAGCACGCUGGAAGAAGAAGAGAGUUAUCCAGCAGAAGAACAACCAGUACGACCCAAGCACACUCAUGGCUUACAACGCAAGCAAUUUCUUGUCACAAUUGUGAUAGCUGGAAUUUCAAUUCUGGUUGGAUCAGUUCUGCUAAAAAAGGGGUGGUUAUCAUGAUAUUUCCAACAUAAACAUGAAUUUGCCUUCUUAAUGUGCAAAUUCCUUCGUAGCCUAUGGGCAGGGCAGAGAUCCUUGAACUACAGUUUGAAGUCAUUGUAGGAAUGACCUGACUGAUAUGUUUUUUUUUACCAGAAGGUAUUUCUACAUGCUGGCAGCUGGUAAUCUAUGUAAAAAUGUUAUUUACAAGUACGAGGCUUACUUUUACAAGGGAUCAAUGCCAUCUGUUUUGUUGUUGUCUUGUUGAUAUGUUUGUUACAGAGAUGCUAGUUAUUUGAUUGUGGAUUGUAACAACUUACCUUUCAACUGCUAUAAUAUUUGAACGUCUCCAAUGGAA
Oryza sativa Japonica Group (Japanese rice) is the source of this 1710-nucleotide messenger RNA. The record is from RefSeq and is a predicted model, not a curated record. Lineage: Eukaryota; Viridiplantae; Streptophyta; Magnoliopsida; Poales; Poaceae.